Colossoma macropomum (tambaqui) is the source of this 2864-nucleotide messenger RNA. It is a transcript of the gene tmem127, whose product is annotated as transmembrane protein 127. The record is from RefSeq and is a predicted model, not a curated record. The transcript is spliced from 4 exons. NCBI's taxonomy places the organism in Eukaryota, Metazoa, Chordata, Actinopteri, Characiformes, Serrasalmidae. Gene Ontology annotation, biological process: negative regulation of cell population proliferation; negative regulation of TOR signaling. Bases 467 to 1180 code for a protein of 237 amino acids. Gene Ontology annotation, cellular component: membrane.
CGUCACAGUACAGGAACCGGAAGUCUGUAGAAGGGAACAGAGAGAAGUAGCUCGACAGCGGCUAGCAGCCGAGCCCUUUGUUUUUAUUUAGGAUUUGAUUAAAAAUACGAGAAUGUGGCUGUUUUAGCGAAAAUCCUGUGUUGGAGGUGGACUAUUGUGAAAGGAGGCACCGUACAGCAGUUAAUCUCCCGAGUAAUAAGGCGUUUUGUUUGACGUGAGAAGCGCUUUCGGUUCUUUGUGUCGCUCCUGUGUCGGUAGUUCAGUUAAAGCUCUCUGUUCGUUUCUGUUCGAGCGAUUCAGCUUUAGCCGCAAACAAGCUCGACCUCUUCUACCCAUGGCCUUGUCUGCUUCUCACUAGGAAGAAUAUACCUGUACCCUACAGUUUGUUUCCGCAGUAUUUUCUUCUCGACAACAUCUGUUACUUUUGAGUCGGAGCUCUUAGGUUGUGACAUCUAAGUACUGAAUAAUGUACGCCCCGCCGGGACCUGCUCUUCCUGGAGCCCGCAGAAGGAGAGGAGGAACGGCUCUGCCCAAACAGCCCGAGCGGAGUCUGGCGUCUGCACUGCCCGGUGCACUGUCCAUCACCGCCCUGUGUACAGCCCUGGCUGAGCCAGCAUGGUUACGGGUGCAUGGAGGAACCUGUCCCAGACAGGAGCUUGGAGUGGCUGAUGUUCUGGGAUACAUAGACGAGCAACUUAUCAAAGACUACUGCAUUAAUUCCCAGACCAUCCUGCUGUUGCGGGUUAUUGCUGCCUUUUGUUUCCUGGGUAUUUUAUGUAGCCUGACAGCUUUUCUACUGGAUGUCUUUGGGCCCAAACACCCUGCUCUCAAGAUUACACGCCGAUAUGCCUUUGCUCACAUUCUUACAGUGCUCCAGUGUGCCACUGUGAUUGGCUUCUGCUACUGGGCCUCAGAGCUCAUCCUCUCCCUCCAGCAGCAACACAAGAAGUAUCAUGGUUCUCUCAUCUAUGUCACUUUUGCCAUCAGCUUCUACCUGGUGGCUGGAGCUGGAGGAGCUUCCAUAUUAGCCACGGCUGCCAGCCUGCUCCGCCAUUACCCCACUGAGGAAGAGGAGCAGGCCCUAGAGCUCCUCUCAGAAAUGGAGGAGAGCAGUGAAACUUUCCCUGCUGACUACGAUAUUGCCAACCAGUUCCAGCCUCCACCUGCUUACACACCAUGAUCCAGCAUCAAAUACCAGCAUCCUUAUUCCUUUGAUGUGUAUACUGCCCUUCAUGCUUCAGGUACCACCGUCAAGCUUCAAACAAAUCAUGGACUGAGAGAUAUGCAGAUUCUAAUUGCCAAGUCAUAAAUUACCUGCAUAGGCCUAUAACGUACAAUAUUACGUCAUAUGCAAAGAUUUGUUCCAUAUUCAUGCACAGACUUAAAGUAGCGUUUCUGCUAUUGCUUCAGUGCAUGGAACAAAUUGAUGAGUUUCGUUGCGGCAGUGCUUCUAGAAUUGCUGAUCACCGUGAAAAGUUAAUCUUUCCUUGCGGUAGUUUGCAUGUGUAUGCCAGAAAAGGCCUGAGUCCCAUACAGAACUCCUUUAAAAACGCUUGGUCUAAAGUGAUACGCUUUAACAUGCACUCAUGUAAAACGGAGCAUUUCAGCACCAUGUGUUUUGUCAUACAGUUUUUCUGGCUGCUUUUUUCUGGGCACUUUAAAUUGUGGGCUUUUAGAUUUUUUUCCUGAAUCACAGGUCUGUCAGCUCCUCUUUACAUUCCACCUGUACGACGCUCCACAUUGCAGGCUUUUGAGGCAUCAUUAUACUAAAUACCCUCUUUUAAGUUUGUGUAAUAUUGUUCAGCUGGUGGCAUGUACAACUGCUGGUUGGUCACUUCAUGCAGUUGCAGCGUUAACAUCUAACCAGCCUGAUUUAAUUGAGUGACAUUUUAUUAAUAUCCGAGUGGCCCACAAAAUAUAAUUACUUGUUUCUUUUUGCGAACACUGGUAACUUAAUGGUGCCCUAUAUAUGGCAUUUUAUAUUUGUUUCAUAUUUCAUUAUGUAACACAUUCUCAUCAACUUAAAUUUUAAUAUAAAUUUUUGACUCCUGAAUUCUUCAUAAUUUCCCCUGAGUUGGCAGUUUGACUUGCUGAAGAUGAAUGACAUAUUUUUUUAAUUUAUUAUUUGACUGCAUAGUUUAGUUUUAAAAUGUCAGCAAGUUAAUUCAUUUUUCAGUCUUGUGGAGAUUUUAAAUUAUUUUCACUAGCUGGUUAGUUAUUGAGUGAGUUGACUUGCACAUAUACCCCAGAGAGCACAGGCUAUUUAUUUUACAUUUUUAUAUUGUUAACUAUUCACGUAUAGUGAGCAUUGACUAAGCUCUCUGUGGGGCAACCAGUUUUAUCAAAUUUGUUGACUGUAAUUUGGAAGUGUUCCAGUUUGCCAACCUAUUGGGAGUGUGUUCUUUUUGUUUGAGGUUUUAAUUAUAUAUCUGUUUAUCCUUUUUGUGUGUGUAAUUUGCGUGCUUUGGUAGUGUUAGUGCGAUUAAGGAUGUCCGAACUUGCCACUUUCGCGACACAGUGAAAUCAAUGCAAAUUACAAGUCAUGGUUUUAUUCACUUAUAUGGUUUUAUUACACUUUCACAGUCUAAUUUAGCCUGAUCUGCUGAAAUCACUUAUUGUUAAGUCAUUUUUUGAUAUGUACACUGUCACGGCAUGCCCUGACAAUUUGAUACCGUACUUGUGUUUACUCAGUGGACGUUAGCAAUCUGAUUGUAAACGUUUUGUUCAAUUUUACACACUUGUUUUUUUCUUCUUGAUAUUGGGGUGGUUUGUGGACGUUCUACUAUGUUUAGUUUCUCCUUAAUUUCUGUAGCUGUACCAUUAACAUGUAAAAAUGAAUAAAUGAUUUGAUGUUUUUUGUGGUA